Molecule: messenger RNA, 2436 nt
Organism: Erinaceus europaeus (western European hedgehog)
Lineage: Eukaryota; Metazoa; Chordata; Mammalia; Eulipotyphla; Erinaceidae
Gene: ABHD16B
Product: abhydrolase domain containing 16B
Exons: 1
Coding region: 957-2360 (467 amino acids)
Biological process (GO): phosphatidylserine catabolic process; monoacylglycerol catabolic process
Cellular component (GO): endomembrane system
Molecular function (GO): monoacylglycerol lipase activity; glycerophospholipase activity
Source: RefSeq, a predicted model, not a curated record
UCACCCUUAGGGUGGCCUCUGGGCCCACCUCCUUUGCUCUGGAGUGGCUGGGCCCUCUCUGCUGCACAAGAGGCAAGGGGACUCUCUUGAAAAGCGGAAGGCUCAGCCUGCCCGUGGUUUGAGGGGGAGGAAAGCUCUACUGAGGGCUGAAAAAAUGAGGAACAUUGUCUAGGCAGUACCCACCUGGAGAAGGUCAUUGCCUUUGCUGGGUGCAUGGAAAGAGGAUCUGGAACAGGUGGGGGUUUCCAGCCUGCUCCCCCCUGAUUUCCUGGGAAGGAAGGUGUGCAGGGGCUGCCGCAGGCCCAGCCAGAGCAGACUUGCUGCCUCCUCAGCCUUUGGGGUGAGUGGAUUUCCUGGGCCGCUCCCUGACUCUAGAGGGCUGGGAGUGUAGACUGCAGGCCUGGGCUGGUAUUGCAACCCCAAAUCUUUCCCUGGACCUUAGUCGAUGACCAGAUCUCCUGUUUGCUGCCCCUAGGUCCCCAAUCACCGCAUCGGACCCAUCAGGAGGUGGGGAGGGUCCUACGCAAAGCUCAGUUCAGGGCUGUGGCAAGCCCCACAUUUUCCCCAGUGAAACCAUGACCUCUGCGGUUAGGUGGACUGGGGGCCUUCGGUGCUGUCCAGGAAUAGUAGAUUUGAACUCAGGUGACAAGUCCCAGGGAGGGCGUGGCCUCCAUCGGGGGCGGGUCCGAACCCCUCGAAGUCCACCACACCUGGAAACCCUUCCUGGGCAACAGUGACUCACAAAGCUGGCCACAGCCGGUCAAGGCCACCUGGGCCGGCGCCUGGAAGGCCCAGGUCACAAAGGCCACUCGGCCCGAGCGCUGGGGAGGCAUGUCCCACGACGGCUCUGCGAGCUGCUCGCCCCCGCAGCCGUCCACCGGGCUGGGCCUGGGCCUCCCUGGGCGCCCCCAGCCCGGGCUCUGGGCGGCAGGCCCGGCGCUGUAGCCUGGGCGCCCAUGUGUCUCGUGUGCUUCGUGAAGGCGCUGAUGCACGUGUUCAAGAUCUACCUGACCGCCAACUACACCUACAACUUCCGCAGCUGGCCGGUGGACUUCCGCUGGGAUGACGUGUGCGCGGCGGGCAGAGGCAGCAGGCACGGGGCGCUGAUGUGUGCGGCGGCGGCCGCGGGCGUGUGGCUGCUGCGGGACUCGGCGCUGGGCGGGCACUUGGGUCGGCCGCCGCGGGGGGCGCGCAGCCAGACUCAGUGCCUGCUGCAGCAGAUCCGCGAGCUGCCCGGCCAGCUGGCGAGCUACGCGCUGGCGCACUCGCUGGGCCGCUGGCUGGUGUACCCGGGCUCCAUGUUCCUCAUGACACGCGCGCUGCUGCCGCUGCUGCAGCAGGGCCAGGAGCGCCUGGUGGAGCGCUACCGCGGCCGGCGCGCCAAGCUGGUGGCCUGCGACGGCAACGAGAUUGACACCAUGUUCAUGGACCGCCGCCAGCAGCCGGGCAGCCACGGCCGCGGCCUGCGCCUGGUCAUCUGCUGCGAGGGCAAUGCCGGCUUCUACGAGAUGGGCUGCCUGUCGGCGCCGCUGGAGGCCGGCUACUCGGUGCUGGGCUGGAACCACCCGGGCUUUGGGGGCAGCACGGGCGCGCCCUUCCCUCAGCAUGACGCCAACGCCAUGGACGUGGUGGUCAAGUACGCGCUGCACCGCCUGCACUUCCCGCCCGCGCACGUGGUGGUUUAUGGCUGGUCCAUCGGUGGCUUCACGGCCACCUGGGCCACCAUGAUGUACCCAGAGCUGGGCGCGCUCGUGCUCGACGCCACCUUCGACGACCUGGUGCCGCUCGCCCUCAAGGUCAUGCCCCACAGCUGGAAGGGGCUGGUGGUGCGCACCGUGCGCGCACACUUCAAUCUCAACGUGGCGGAGCAGCUGUGCCGCUACCCGGGGCCAGUGCUGCUGCUACGGCGCACGCAGGACGACGUGGUCAGCACCUCGGGCCACCUGCGCCCCCUGCCGGCCGGCGACGUGGAGGGCAACCGCGGCAACGAACUGCUCCUGCGCCUGCUGCAGCACCGCUACCCGACAGUGAUGGCGCGCGAGGGCCUGGCGGUGGUCACCCGCUGGCUGCACGCUGGCAGCCCAGCGCAAGAGGCCGCUUACUACGCUCGCUACCGCGUAGACGACGAGUGGUGCCUGGCGCUGCUGCGCUCCUACCAUGGCAGCUGUGAAGAGGAGGAGGGCGAGGAGGCCUGGGGGCCGCACGGGCUCCCCUUCCCCUGGCUGGUGGGCCAGAGCCUGAGCGCGCGGCGCCGCCGGCAACUUGCACUCUUCCUGGCUCGCAAACACCUCAAGAACUUGGAGUCUACGCACUGCAGUCCCUUGGAACCAGAGGACUUUGAGUUGCCCUGGAGGCUGUAGCCCGCUCCCCAGCAGUGGCCAGCAGUCGGUUUCCUUUCCUCCACCCUGAGCCAAUAAAGCUGGCCCUGCCUGGGGA